This is a messenger RNA of Acomys russatus (golden spiny mouse), 943 nucleotides long. RefSeq names its product centromere protein M (gene Cenpm). The transcript is spliced from 6 exons. Bases 141 to 737 code for a protein of 198 amino acids. Lineage: Eukaryota; Metazoa; Chordata; Mammalia; Rodentia; Muridae. The record is from RefSeq and is a predicted model, not a curated record.
CAGAGAGGAAGCGGUUCCUUUAAGGGUGACCACUCAGAAAGCCCGCCCGGAAUGCGUGCCGUGCCCCGCCCACUGGAGGCGGGACUCGCGGUGGUUUGAAGGAUCCGCGCGCUGAGCUGCGUGGCUGUGCGGCCGUUGAGAUGUCGGUGCUGAGGGCGAUAGACAAGCUGCCUGACCUGAACACGGCCACCAUCUUGCUGGUGAGCACGGAGGACGCGCUUCUGCAGCAGCUGGCCGAGUCGGUGCUCAAAGACGGCUGUGCGUCCGCGCUGAGAGUCCAUUUGGCCAACUCCCUCCCUUUGUCCUCCAAUGCGAAGCGGCCCCGAAUCGACCUGAUUGUGUUUGUGAUUAACCUCCACAGCAAAUACAGCCUCCAGAACGUGGAGGAGUCUCUGAACCAUGUGGACAGCAGCUUCUUCCUGGGGAAAGUCUGCUUCCUCGCCACAGGGGCUGGACGGGAGAGCAACUGCAGCAUUCACCGGAACACAGUUGUGAAGCUGGCCCACACCUACCGAAGCCCCCUGCUCUUCUGUGACUUAGAGGUGGAAAGCUUUCGAGCCACCGUGGCACAGCGCCUGGUGCGCAUGCUGCAGAUCUGCGCGGGCCACGUGCCAGGCAUCUCAGCGCUGAACCUGCUGUCCUUGCUGAGGCACCCCGAGAGCCCCCCCGCCCAAGGAGCUGUGAGCACUGCUGCCCUCCCCACGUUUGGUGCCAGCUCCAUAAGCAGGCACCGUUAGUGAAGGCCAGUCAGGGUCUGACAGGCCUGGAGGCAGCUGCUCACUCAGGGCUGAGACCUACUCCACCAGGGAUGCUGGGCAGGAGUGAGGAGGGAGCCCAGCAGCCUCCUGCUUCCCAGCCUACCUGUCUGACAUCCACCUAAGGUUGCUUUGGAACAAAGAGCCUCUGCUAAGAAAUUAAAAAAAAACUGAAGAUCUCUUUCACC